Molecule: messenger RNA, 1191 nt
Organism: Adineta steineri
Lineage: Eukaryota; Metazoa; Rotifera; Eurotatoria; Adinetida; Adinetidae
Source: the annotation of a GenBank genome assembly
AUGAAUACUAUUAAACUAUUUCCUACAAAUGAAACUAUUUUUAAUAAAUCAUCUUUACAUCCAGAUACUUUUGUAUUAUUUGCUGGUCAUCUUUUAAUUGUAUUUUAUUGUCUAAUAUUUAUUUUGGGUUUUCUUGGUAAUUCAGCAGUUAUUUUUGUAGCUAUUCGAAAAAGAAAAUAUCGUAAUGUUACUAAUUGUUAUGUUAUGAAUUUAGCAUUUGCUGAUUUAUUAUUUUUAAUACUUUCAAUUCCAUAUACUACCUAUUUAGGUUUAGUAGAUAGUUAUCCAUUUGGUAAUAUUAUCUGUAGAAUUUAUAUGUAUCUUGCAUAUGUAUUUUUAUUAGCUACGUGUCACACACUAGCUGCAAUGAGUAUUGAUCGAUAUUUAUAUAUUGUUUUACCAAGUUCUAAACUUCAAUGGCGUACAUCGAAUACUGCUUUUAGUGUAUGUUUGAUUAUAUGGGCUAGUUCACUUGGUUUGAUUGUUCCUUAUCAUAUAACUUCACAUGUAAUGUCCUCGAAUUUGAAAACAUGUGGUGUGAAUGAUCAAAAAAAUUUUCUUGUUUGUUUCUUGGUAUUUUGUUCUUAUUAUGCUAUUCCACUUCUUAUUAUUAUUGUGUGUUACACGAAAUUAGCGAUGCAUGUUAUGCAAUCAAAUCAAACUAUUGUUAAUCAAAUGAAUUCUAGAAAUAUUCCAAAGUUUUUGAAAAAAAAACAACGAAGAGUAACAAGAAUGGUUAUAGUUGUAACGUUAGUAUUUGCUAUGUGCUGGCUACCUAUUCAUACACUUGAAUUAAUGAAAUGUGCUAAUUCAAUAAUACUUUAUAAUCUUGCUCAAUCCUAUCCAAAAUUUAUUUAUACAAUACGUGCAUUUGCACAUGCCUUAGCUUAUUUUAAUUCAUGUUUAAAUCCGUAUUUAUACGCUUUAUUAAAUCGUAAUUUUUGUUUUGAUCUUAUCGAUAUAAUUCCAACAUGUUUCAAUUGUUGUAAACAAAAAGAAGUAUUUAAACUUCGAACAUCAAAUCCAUUAACGAAAGCUGUAUCAACAACUGCAAUAUCAAAUAGAAAUCUUCAUAAAAAACCAUUUGAUAAUGAUGAUGAUGAAGAAGAUGAUGAUGAUACAUAUUAUCAUGAUACAGAUAAACAAACAAAUGUUGAUGUUAGCUGUCAAGUUGAAUUACUUCUACUAUGA